UUGUAAGCCAUUUUGAAAAUAUAUUACUUAUCACGAGUCAGCUCAGGAUUGAUACUACUAAUUUCUUGUACCAGUAGUUAUCUUUUCUGUAUUCUUUACUACUUCGAUCAACUUUUGAAUUGUUUACUUCUUAUCAUAACAGUUAAAAUUUGUUUCUAAUUUUUUAGCUCACAAUAUUUAUAUAAAUGUAAUUGUUGUAUGCUCAAUAAAACGUAAAUGUUCUACAACUUGUGUCUUUUAGAUUAAGAAUCUUAAUUUCCUUAAUAUUUUUCAAUUGAUACUCUUCAAAUAUUUCAAUUUAAUAUUUAUAUAUUGUUAUUAUUAUCGAAUUUGAAUGAGACAAAUUAAUAGAGAUGAGUCAAGAAAAGAUUUGUGUAAAACUACCAACAACAGAUAAGAAAGCGACACUUUUAAAAUGGCGAGUAAAAGAAGGUACAUUGGUUAACAGUACUGUUGUUGUACUACUCUAUCAAGAGGACGGAGACAAAGAUCGGAAAAGUUUUCGCACACAUCACGUUGGUGUUGUUAAGAAAAUAUUAAUACAUGAAGGCCAAGAAGUUCCCGCAGGAUAUCCUGUAUUUGAGUUGGAGCCUGGCUGUAGCCACAGUACUGUAGUCAGUGAUUUAUGUGCAGAUUGUGGUGCCGAUUUAAGAAUUGACAAUGCAUCUAAACCAACUGCAUCUGUUUCUAUGAUACACAGUGUACCUGACCUCAAAGUCAGCGAACAGAGUGCGUUGUUAUUGGGUAAAGCUGAUGAAAAACGAUUGCUUGGUGAUAAAAAACUGGUGUUACUCGUUGAUUUAGAUCAAACACUAAUACACACAACAAACGAUAAUAUACCCAAUAAUAUCAAAGAUAUUCAUCAUUUUCAACUAUAUGGACCAAAUUCACCUUGGUAUCACACAAGACUUAGGCCAGGAACAUACAACUUUUUGUCCUCUAUUAGUGAAUUAUAUGAACUUCACAUAUGUACAUUUGGCGCUCGAAACUAUGCUCAUACAAUAACACAUAUACUGGAUCCAAAGGGGAAAUUGUUUUCUCAUAGAGUAUUAUCACGUGAUGAAUGUUUUAAUCCAAACAGUAAAACUGGAAAUCUCAAGGGAUUGUUUCCAUGUGGUGAUAAUAUGGUGUGUAUAAUUGAUGAUCGUGAAGAUGUCUGGGAUUAUGCUUUAAAUUUGAUACACGUCAAGCCAUAUCAUUUUUUUCAACACACUGGUGAUAUAAAUGCUCCUCCAAAUUUGCAAAAAAAUGUUGAUAUUUCCACACAACAGGAUACUAGAGUGGAUUUUACACAUUUAGUUCAGGGUAUAACUAUUAAAAAAAAAGAUAACAUAAAAGGCGAUCUACAAAUGGAAGAUGGAGAAGUUUUGUCUGACGAUGAUUCAGGAAAUAUAACAACAGAUAAUGAAGACAAAAAUAAAAAUGAUGUGGCGAUUAAAGACAAUAGUGAUCUAGUAGAAGUUGAAGAAGAAGAUGAUUACUUAUUGUAUUUGGAAGAUAUUUUGAAAAAUUUACAUAAGGAAUACUUUAAAGAAUAUGAUCAAAAAUAUGAGUUGUAUGGAAAUAAUAUCGAGGUUCCUGACAUGAAGCGUAUCAUACCUAUGUACCGUUCAAAAAUAUUAGCUGGUAAAAAGCUAGUAUUCAGUGGCUUAGUACCUACUCCUGUACCGCUGACUGAAAGUCGAGCUUAUAAAGUGGCUCGAUUAUUAGGUGCAGAAGUCACAGAAAAUAUCAGACCUGACUCUACGCAUUUGGUUGCUGUUCGUCAGGGCACACUUAAAGCUAGUGCAGCCCGUAAACGCCCCGAUAUCAAAACAGUGACACCUGAAUGGUUAUGGCUUUGUGCAGAACGUUGGGAACAUGUUGAGGAAAGAUUAUUUCCUCUCCGAUCGGAAGGUGGUGGUGGUUCUAGUAGUCGAGAUCCACCAGCUCAUUGUAGUAGUCCAGAACACUCACCACAUUUUAUGGCCAAUAACCAAAAUAUUGCUCAUGUAAAUAAAGAACAAGACCAAAAAUUUGCGGAGACUCUUAAUCCACUACUUUCAUUUUCUGAUGAAGACAUUAAACGUAUGGCAGGAGAAGUAGAAGACAUGACUGAUGAUGAAGAAAGUUGUGAUGGUGAUGAUGUGCCUAAUAUAAUUGAUGUGUUAAAAAUAAAUAAAGAUGGUAAUUCAAGCUCAGAAGCAUCUUUAGACGGUUCUAGGAGAGGGAAUAAACGUCAAUACAGUUCAUCAGAAUCAACAGAUAAUGAAGAUGAAGUAGAAAAAGAAAUAGAAGGUGAAACAUUAAUUGAACGAUUCCGAAAAAGUACUAGCAGAGGACAGAAGCGUAGACGCAGCUCAUUGGAUAGUGAUGGAAGUGAAGACGAUAAUGAAACAUUAAAUGAAAAAUUUCGUCAAGGUAAAAAUUUAGAUGAAUUAGGCGUAGAAUGGGGUAAUAAUAGUGAAAAUAGCGUGGACCCACCUGAUGAAAUGAACGAUGCUGAAUGGAAUAUGUUGGGUGCUGCUUUAGAAAAAGAAUUUUUGGAAAAUCAAUAAUUAAAGCAUCAUGAAUGUAUCUUCACAUUUAGUUGUAUGAAUUGUACAUAUCAUCAAUUGUAAAAUGUCCUUUGCUAAGUUUUUUUCUGAAAAAAAUAUGUAUAAUAGUCCUUAUUGGUAUGUUACUGUAUACUAUGUGUUUGAGAGUUUAUUAUUUGUGAUGCAUACCUUUUAUGCUUAUUAUACUUGUAAUAAAUGAUUAUUGAAUAAGACAAAUUUUAUCAUAUUAUUCAGCUAUCCUUAAAUAUUAAUGUUUAAUAUGAAAUAUAAUGACAUUCUGUGUUGUAUUUAUAACCAAUAUGUUUGUUAAACCAUAUUUGAACCUAUCCAAUAACAACUUAUAGAAGUUAGUUGUACAUUUUAUACCACUUAUUUUAGACAACAUUAAUUGAAAAUAAUAAGUAAAUAAAAUUGUAUGUUAGCGCUAAUAACCACGCAUGUUAAAGCUUUAAAGAAGAAAAUAAUAAAUAGGUAUAUAAUUGUA
Molecule: messenger RNA, 3021 nt
Organism: Myzus persicae (green peach aphid)
Lineage: Eukaryota; Metazoa; Arthropoda; Insecta; Hemiptera; Aphididae
Gene: Fcp1
Product: RNA polymerase II subunit A C-terminal domain phosphatase
Exons: 8
Coding region: 354-2537 (727 amino acids)
Cellular component (GO): nucleus
Molecular function (GO): RNA polymerase II CTD heptapeptide repeat phosphatase activity
Source: RefSeq, a predicted model, not a curated record